Molecule: messenger RNA, 1281 nt
Organism: Macadamia integrifolia
Lineage: Eukaryota; Viridiplantae; Streptophyta; Magnoliopsida; Proteales; Proteaceae
Product: lipid phosphate phosphatase epsilon 2, chloroplastic-like
Exons: 4
Coding region: 312-1145 (277 amino acids)
Biological process (GO): protein N-linked glycosylation; lipid biosynthetic process
Cellular component (GO): intracellular membrane-bounded organelle; endoplasmic reticulum membrane
Molecular function (GO): dolichyldiphosphatase activity
Source: RefSeq, a predicted model, not a curated record
UCUGCCCAAAAUGCCUUCCAGCCGUCGGAUGUGGCGGGCGCCCAGGGCGGCUGGGAAGUGGAGGGUAUCUGAAUCCGACAAACGGUCCCGACCUGCUGCCACAGCCGUAUCAAGAUUCUAGAAGAAGAAGAACAGAUUUUGUACUUUCCCGUCACCUUUGUAAUUGUAAUUACUUAGAUGACAGCCAACUUUCCCGGUACGGUGAUACUACAAAAGAGGGAUAAUUCUCUCGUUUCGUAUUCCUCACUGCCUCUUUUGAUGUCCACCCCCAAAUCUUCCUUGUUGGGGAGUCGGGAGUUCCAAGAGUCAGAAUGAAUGCUGCAUUGCCCACUUCUUACAGACCCAUCUUCAUCUUGUCUCCAAGAACUCUUCCUUCUCGCUCUAGAACCCUUAAGACCUUUCCUUCUCCCUCAAUCCCCUCGUCAUCACCUUCUUUCAUUGCUGGGAGUAGCUCGAGAAGCCCCAUUACUGAGAGGAACUUGGUUUUUUGGCAGAAAAGCAAAAUCCCAUUUGUUGGAAAUGCUGCUCAGUGUGUUGAUGGUGAUGAAGGUACUCAGCUCAUAAAACUAGAAGCUGUCUCGGGUAAUGUAUCAUCGGAGUAUUGUCCAGAUUUUCUUUCUGGGGGACUGGAAGUCACUUUUAAUCAAUUGAGCAAGUGGUUGGUCACUGCUGCUUUUGGUGCUUUCAUCCUUUAUAGGCAUGAUGCUGAAGCAUUGUGGGCUGCAAUGGGAAGUAUCGUAAAUGGCUGGCUCAGUGUUGCUCUGAAGAAAUUUCUCAACCAAAAGAGACCCAUUUCCUCUUUGAAGGCUGACCCUGGGAUGCCAUCUUCACAUGCACAAUCUAUCUUUUUUGCCGUCAUUUUUGUAAUACAAUCAUUGGUUGAAUGGCUGGGGAUCAAUGAAUUUACAGUAAUUAUUGGAACACUCGUAAUGGCUUGUGGCUCAUAUCUUUCAUGGAUACGUGUGUCUCAACAAUGUCAUACCAUCAAUCAAGUCCUUGUUGGCGCCUUCUUGGGUUCCUUCUUCUCCCUCUUGUGGUUUUGGUCCUGGGAUGCAAUUGUGGCCAAAGCAUAUAUUUCUUCUUUGUGGGUUCGGGUCGUUGUUGCACUGGGGAGCACUGGAUGUUGUUUGUCAUUUUUCUGCUAAUAGUUCGAAAGUGGCUUAAAGAAGAGCAGAGAACUUGUAUAUAAGAUUCAGAAUUAUAAGUUGAUAUGCAUUUGGAAACUGGGGAUAAGAUGAUGGUUGUACAUUACUAGUCUAAUAUUAAUAAAAAUAAAUAAAU